Messenger RNA from Aureococcus anophagefferens, 462 nucleotides. RefSeq lists its product as hypothetical. NCBI's taxonomy places the organism in Eukaryota, Pelagophyceae, Pelagomonadales, Pelagomonadaceae. Gene Ontology annotation, cellular component: nucleus. The annotation marks the transcript as partial. The transcript has a single exon. Gene Ontology annotation, molecular function: RNA polymerase II cis-regulatory region sequence-specific DNA binding; DNA-binding transcription factor activity, RNA polymerase II-specific. The record is from RefSeq and is a predicted model, not a curated record. Gene Ontology annotation, biological process: regulation of DNA-templated transcription.
AAGUGGACGGAGGAGGAGGACAACCGCCUGCGGGAGAUCGUCGAGACCUUCGGGGCCAAGAACUGGAAGCGCCUCGCCAUGCUCCUGGGCAACGUGCGGAGCGACGUGCAGUGCCUCCACCGGUGGAACAAGGUCCUGCGGCCGGGCCUGUCCAAGGGCCCCUGGACCGCCGACGAGGACAAGAUCGUCAAGGACAUGGUGCUCCGCCACGGCGCGGGGAACAUCAAGUGGUCCGUCAUCGCCGCGCAGCUCCCCGGCCGCAUCGGCAAGCAGUGCCGCGAGCGGUGGUUCAACCACCUCGACCCCGAGAUCAAGAAGGGCGACUGGACGCCCGAGGAGGACAACAUCCUCUUCGAGACGCAGCGCGUCCACGGGAACCGCUGGUCCGAGAUCGCCAAAUUGCUGCCGGGCCGCACGGAGAACGCCGUGAAGAACCGGUGGAACUCGUCCGCGCGGAAGCGC